This is a messenger RNA of Paramecium tetraurelia, 438 nucleotides long. RefSeq lists its product as uncharacterized. The record is from RefSeq and is a predicted model, not a curated record. The transcript has a single exon. Lineage: Eukaryota; Ciliophora; Oligohymenophorea; Peniculida; Parameciidae.
AUGAUAAUCAUAUUAAAUUUGUUAUUUCUUAUGGUCAACAUUGAAGGCAGCUAAGGAGAAGUCAUAUCAACACUUGGCUAUUAAUUGACUAAGAAUGGACGAGAAUUUUAAAAUAAUUAAGGCAAAAAAUUUUCAAUUAGUGAAUCGUGCAAAUAAAUUGAAAUUGGAAACCCAGACUUAAAUUCAAAGGUCGAUUCAAACUCCUAUUACUUUUUGGUAAAAUUAACUUGUAAUGAUAUUGUGGAUGACGAGGAGUUUUUUAAUUAAGAGAGAGAUGUUGGAAAUUCAACUAUUGAAAAGAAGGGGACAUCUGAUCUUUCUCCUUAUCAAUGCACACUGAAUGUAACUUUAGAUAAUUCUGAACACUGUUGUUGUCCAGAACGAAAAAAGUAAAUCAAUAUUUAAAUUAGUGGUUUUCAAUUAAAAAUCCUGAAUUGA